Molecule: messenger RNA, 1407 nt
Organism: Panicum hallii
Lineage: Eukaryota; Viridiplantae; Streptophyta; Magnoliopsida; Poales; Poaceae
Product: protein bangles and beads-like
Exons: 3
Coding region: 1-1407 (468 amino acids)
Source: RefSeq, a predicted model, not a curated record
AUGCCAGAGGACGGCAGAGGCGGAAAGGCAGAGCGGAGCUCCUCCACCUCCACCGCCACCGAUGUCGCAGUGUCCAGCGACACCACCACCACCACCGGAGCCGAGGCCGCAAACCCCACCCCCGCCGCCAAGAGCGUCAGCGGCCGGAGAACACCACCAAAGGCCCCAACUCUGUUGGCUUAUGACAGUCCUGCAUCCGACGCGUCUGCCGGCGACGCUCCCGCUGGGGGGUCCGGCCCCCAGCCAGUACCUUCUUCUUCUGCUAGGGAGUCGGCGACAACUCCUGUAGGAACUCUGCCCACGCCAGCACCAAGGGUUGCCGGACCCAGGGGUCCGGAGCUAGAGGCCGCCACACCUCCAAGGUCCGAUGCCGCCCCGCAGCAGGAGGCCACCGGACCUCCUGUGAUGACAGAGGUGCCAGCAGCUGCAAUGGCGCCGGACAUCAUGGCGGAGCCCCCUCCAUCCGAGCCAGCAGCAGAGGAGGCUGCCACAAUGGCAGAGCGGGCAGCACCGGAGGCUGCGGAGGUACCGGAGGCGGCAGCGCCAGAAGCUGCAGUGGUGCCGGAGGUAGCGAUGCCGGAGGUCGCCGAGGUCGCCAGCACCACUCCACUUGCACAGGAGGAGGAACCGGAGGUGGUGCUGGGAAGGCGCCUUCUGCCAAGUCCAGCGGAGGUCCCCCUCCCCCGCCUCUUUGCCAAGAGCCAGCAGGCUCAGGAGGAGCUGGAGAGGGUGCAGGCGGCGGCGGACAGGGAGAAAAUCACCCUGGAGCUGGCCAACCAGGCCAAGAGGGUGGUGGAGGUGACCAAGGCGCAGGAGGUUACCCUUGCAGAACUAGAGGCAGCCGCGGUGGAGAGGGAACGCAGGCUUGCCGCCCGUGAAGCAGAGGAGGUGGCCCGGCUCGAGGAGCUCCAGGAGCGGGAGGCGGCCGUGGAGAAGGAACUGGCGGCUGGGACCCGGAGGCUUCGGGAGCAUGAGACAGCCCUCCAGGAAUGGGAGGCCAAGGUGGAGGAGUUCCUGGCGGAGCGGAGCGCCAGCAUCGAUCGAAUAGUGAGGUGGGUCGGUGAAGUGAACCCUUCCCUGGAAACGCUCGGAGCAAGCCCCAUCUGGGUGGCAAAGGCUCCAUCUUCACUUGGCGCUGCCCUCCAGGUGCUGGACUCCACCGCCGAGCGGUUGCGGGACCUGGAGGCCAGCAUGCACGACCUCCUAGAGACAGAAGGGCGAGCAGUUGCACGGGGGACGGCAGAGCAUCUACACCAGCUUCCGGAGCCACAAUCCCGCCUUCCAGCUGACUCCCGUCCUGGUCGGCCCCAUCCAGGCGAUGGCGGCCGCUGCGCUGGAAGGAGUACAGGAGGCGGCGGACAUGGUGGUGUCCCGCAUCCAACGCCGCCCCGAACCUGCAGGAAGUGA